AUGAGAUGGUGUUUUCUUCGUUUUCAGCGACGUCUGGCACAAAUUCCGCUAGUUCCUACACGGAUAGUUCGUUCUCGGGGUCACGGUGAUCAUCCGGUUGACGAUCUCGCCUACCAGCCACCUGAGGAAGAAGAAGAAGCGAGUUCACAACAAGAUGAUGCCGUAUGUAGCAGCAGAGAAACAACUGCCAAUGCCACUGAAGUAGGCGAAUACACCAUUGCAAGAAGACUCCACGUAACUGACUUAACGUUGCCACCUUCGGCUGUCGAGGACGGCUGCAUCACGAGCCCACCAUUGGUUGAUCUCGCGUGA
Messenger RNA from Mesocestoides corti, 312 nucleotides. Lineage: Eukaryota; Metazoa; Platyhelminthes; Cestoda; Cyclophyllidea; Mesocestoididae. The record is from the annotation of a GenBank genome assembly.